Messenger RNA from Leptosia nina, 999 nucleotides. Lineage: Eukaryota; Metazoa; Arthropoda; Insecta; Lepidoptera; Pieridae. The record is from the annotation of a GenBank genome assembly.
AUGACUGUCACGCGGGUUGCCGAAUCCCGCACAGAAUUUAAAUUGAAAAGCCUUCCCGAAGAUGCUAUAUCAAGUGUUAAAUUUGCACCAAAAUCUAAUCAAUUUCUGUUAGUUUCGUCCUGGGACUGUUCUGUAAGACUAUAUGAUGUGUCUGCAAAUAUAGAGAGACACAAAUAUAACCACGAACUGCCAGUUUUGGACGUUUGUUUCAGGGAUGCCGUACACUCAUACAGCGGUGGCUUAGAUCAGACAUUAAAGAUGUAUGAUUUAAAUGCAUCUACAGAGACUGUAUUGGGUGAUCACAAGGGAGGAAUACGUUGUCUGGAGUUUGCAAGUGAAGUAAAUGCUGUAUUGACUGGCAGUUGGGAUGGAACAGUGAAGAUGUGGGAUAGCAGAGUUCCCAAUUGUGUGGGGACAUAUAAUCAAGGCAACGAAAGGGUUUACACAAUGAGUAUUGUCGGUGAAAAAUUUGUAGUGGGAACAUCUGGCCGUAAGAUCUUUGUAUGGGAUGUUCGUAACAUGGGCCAUGUUAAUCAAAGGAGAGAAUCAUCUCUCAAAUAUCAAACAAGGUGCAUUCGUGUCUUUCCCAAUAAGCAAGGAUAUGUAUUGAGUUCUAUUGAAGGCAGAGUCGCUGUUGAGUAUUUAGACAGCAAUCCUGAGGUACAAAAGAAGAAAUAUGCUUUUAAAUGUCAUAGGAUUAAGGAGGCCGGUGUGGAGAAAAUAUAUCCUGUAAAUGCAAUAAGUUUCCAUUCUGUGUACAAUACAUUUGCCACAGGCGGUUCAGAUGGAUAUGUCAAUAUUUGGGAUGGUUUCAACAAGAAGAGGCUUUGCCAGUUUCAUAGAUACAAUACUGCAGUUUCAUCUCUAAGUUUCUCGUACGAUGGGUCGGCACUGGCUAUAGCGUGCUCGCAACUGGAUGAAAACCAGGUGGAAGAUCCAAAACCCGAGGACACAAUUUAUAUCCGAUAUGUCACCGACCAAGAAACCAAGCCCAAAUGA